This is a messenger RNA of Trifolium pratense (red clover), 1925 nucleotides long. RefSeq names its product probable terpene synthase 11. NCBI's taxonomy places the organism in Eukaryota, Viridiplantae, Streptophyta, Magnoliopsida, Fabales, Fabaceae. The transcript has 7 exons. The record is from RefSeq and is a predicted model, not a curated record. Gene Ontology annotation, molecular function: terpene synthase activity; magnesium ion binding. The coding region runs from base 17 to 1747 and encodes 576 amino acids. Gene Ontology annotation, biological process: diterpenoid biosynthetic process.
CAAAUAUUCAAUAUCCAUGCCUACUAAUACAAUGGCUGUUACUCAAAUUAGAGUUAAUAAUUCAUAUCUUACAAACUCACUUUCUAGUCGCAAUUCUUGGAAUUUCACUAAUAAAUCACGGAUCUUAUCGCUACAAAAAUCAAACUCAAGGAUUAUGAUGCAUGGUAAAUUAUCCAUCAAGUCCAUUGCUCUCAAUGACAAGUUGGCACCUUUACAAAUUGAUGAUAAGACCAAAAAUUUGGAUAAAGUGAAAAGAAUGAGCCAAGAAGCAUUGUUAAAGUCGAGUGAUCCAAUGGUAACAUUGAAGAUGAUCGACUCAAUCCAAGGGCUAGGAAUUGGUCACCAUUUGGAAGAUGAGAUUAAUGUACAACUUAGGAGGAUAUGUGAUUGGGACCCUUCUAAUGACCUUUUUGCUACAUCACUUCAAUUUCGGUUGCUAAGGCAUAACGGCUGGUCAACAAGUUCUGACAUCUUCAAGAAAUUCUUGGACAAGAGUGGCAAUUUCAAGGAGUCACUGACCAAAGACAUUUGGGGUAUGUUGAAUCUAUAUGAGGCAUCAUAUAUAGGGACAGAAGAUGAAGAAGUAUUAAAGAAAGCAAUGGAAUUUUCAAGGGCUCACCUAAAAGAGUUGAUUCCACAUCUUAAUCCUCAAGUAAGUAGGUGCUUUGAAAGAUCUUUAACACUUCCAAAGCACUUGAGAAUGGCCAGAUUAGAAGCUAGAAAUUACAUGGAAGAAUAUAGUCAAGCAAGUAACCAAAUACCAGCUCUUUUGGAAUUGGCAAAGAUAGAUUCUGACAUGAUUCAGUCAUUACACCAAAGAGAAUUAACAGAAAUAUGCAGGUGGUGGAAAGAGUUGGGCCUGGUUGACAAACUUGGUUUUGCAAGAGAUAGACCAACAGAGUGCUUCUUGUGGACAGUUGGGCUUUUUCCAGAACCAUGUUAUUCAAAUUGCCGUAUUGAACUUGCAAAAACUGUCUCCAUUUUGCUAGUUAUGGAUGACAUCUUUGAUACAUAUGGCACAUUAGAUGAACUUGUUCUUUUCACAAAUGCAAUUAAAAGGUGGGACCUUGAUGCAAUGGAGCAACUUCCUGAAUACAUGAAGAUAUGCUAUAUGGCAUUAUAUAAUACCACAAAUGAAAUUGCAUAUAGAAUUCAAAAAGAACAUGGGUUAACUGUUGUUUCCCAUUUAAAAAGAACAUGGAUUGACAUAUUUGAAGCAUUUCUUGAAGAAGCUAAAUGGUUCAAUAGUGGAUAUGUGCCAAGUUUUAAGACAUAUUUGGAUAAUGGGGUGAUUUCUGCCGGAUCAUGCAUGGCAUUGGUGCAUACAUUUUUUCUCAUUGGUGAUGGUCUCUCAAAUGAAAACAUUACAACGAUGAAACCAUAUCCUAGACUCUUCUCUUGCUCCGGAGAAAUUCUAAGACUAUGGGACGACUUAGGAACUUCAACGGAGGAACAAGAAAGAGGGGAUAAUGCUAGCAGCAUAGAAUGCUUUAUGGGAGAAAAUAACAUUUUAGAUGAAAAUGAAGGAAGGAAACACAUAAGGCAUCUAAUAAGGAACUUGUGGCAAGAGCUCAAUGGUCUUGCUAUGACCAGAACAUUACCUUUGUCUAUUGUAAAAGCUUCUCUUAACAUGGCUAGAACUGCUCAAGUUAUUUAUCAACAUGGAGAUGAUAAAAGCACAUUUACUGUUGAUGAUUAUGUGCAAACAUUGAUCUUCACAUCAUUACCUACUAGCUAUAUCCAUUGAAUUGAAGUGAACAAUCGCAUUCAUAUUGUAGUUUAAGAUUCUAAUAAUUACCACUUUGAUAAUUAGAAUAUCACUAUUCCCUUCAAUCUUCAUUGAUUCGACAUGAAAAUAUGCCAAUGAAGUGUUUUAUUCAAAAUAUGAAAACUUUGUUGUAAUUUUUUAGUAUAUUUUAAAAGUA